CAAGUUUCACAGACAUCAAUAUAGAAGAGGAAGAAAAUUUUGUAAAUAACUUAAUAACUGAACUUAACACACGCAGAAAUUUAGACAUGCUAACAAUUAUUUUAUUAAUUAUAUUUUUGUCUUUAAAAGUG
Racocetra persica is the source of this 131-nucleotide messenger RNA. The record is from the annotation of a GenBank genome assembly. NCBI's taxonomy places the organism in Eukaryota, Fungi, Glomeromycota, Glomeromycetes, Diversisporales, Gigasporaceae.